This is a messenger RNA of Phyllopteryx taeniolatus (common seadragon), 5239 nucleotides long. It is a transcript of the gene prkar1aa, whose product is annotated as protein kinase, cAMP-dependent, regulatory, type I, alpha (tissue specific extinguisher 1) a. NCBI's taxonomy places the organism in Eukaryota, Metazoa, Chordata, Actinopteri, Syngnathiformes, Syngnathidae. Gene Ontology annotation, cellular component: cAMP-dependent protein kinase complex. Bases 179 to 1309 code for a protein of 376 amino acids. Gene Ontology annotation, molecular function: cAMP-dependent protein kinase regulator activity. The transcript is spliced from 11 exons. Gene Ontology annotation, biological process: regulation of protein phosphorylation. The record is from RefSeq and is a predicted model, not a curated record.
AACGGCGGCUUGAACGUUCAGUAACGGAGCGCAUCACACUGAAAGUGCACAAACGUCGUGCAGUACUUUUGAAAACAGGAAGUUAGCGUAAAACUGUGCUAGCGGAAGUAGUUCUCUACAACUGCGGGCCGAAAAGAAAACAAACAGGCAACGCCACGAUCGGGACUUGAUCACAAGGAUGGCUUCAUGUAGUACAAGCAAUGAAGAUGAGCGCAAGCUGCGAGAAUGUGAGGUCUAUGUUCAGAAGCACAACAUUCAGCAGGUGCUCAAAGACUGCAUUGUCCAGCUGUGCACAGCCCGGCCCGAACGACCGAUGGCAUUCCUCAGGGACCUCUUUGAGAGACUGGAGAAGGAGGAGGUCCAGCAGAUGACGUUACAUCAAAAGUCCAUGGACUCCCGUGAAGAGGAAGUUUCUCCACCAAUGAAUCCUGUGGUGAGGGGCAGGAGCAGGAGAGGGGCCAUUAGUGCUGAAGUUUACACGGAGGAAGACGCUGCUUCCUAUGUCAGAAAGGUCAUUCCAAAAGACUACAAGACUAUGGCAGCUCUGGGUAAAGCCAUGGAGAAGAACAUCCUCUUUGCCCACUUAGACAGCAAUGAGAGAAGUGACAUAUUUGAUGCCAUGUUUUCUGUCAACUACAUUGCUGGAGAAACAGUCAUCAUUCAAGGUGAUGAGGGAGACAACUUCUAUGUUAUUGACCAGGGAGAGAUGGAUGUGUAUGUGAACAAGGACUGGGUGACCAGCAUUGGUGAGGGUGGCAGUUUUGGCGAGCUUGCUUUGAUCUAUGGGACCCCUCGAGCAGCUUCUGUCCGUGCUAGGUCCAAUGUCAAGCUGUGGGGCAUCGACAGAGACAGUUACAGGAGAAUACUCAUGGGGAGCACACUAAGAAAGCGCAAGAUGUAUGAGGAGUUCCUGAGCAAAGUUUCGAUUUUAGAGUCUUUGGACAAAUGGGAGCGCCUGACUGUUGCUGAUGCCUUGGAGACAGUGCAGUUUGAGGAUGACCAGAAAAUUGUUGUGCAAGGAGAGCCUGGUGACGAGUUUUUCAUUAUCUUGGAGGGGACAGCAGCAGUGCUGCAGAGGCGGUCGGUGGAUCAGGAGUUUGUGGAAGUUGGCAGACUUGGACCAUCAGAUUACUUUGGUGAGAUUGCCCUACUGAUGAACCGGCCUCGUGCCGCCACUGUUGUUGCAUGUGGACCCCUCAAGUGUGUCAAACUGGAUCGGCCACGGUUUGAGAGAGUCCUUGGCCCCUGCUCAGACAUCCUAAAGAGAAACAUCCAGCAGUACAACAGCUUUGUUUCCCUCUCUGUCUGAGCCUCCUUCCUCUUGUGUCAGAUACACCGACAGAGGUCUGGUUCAUUUUGUAUUUUACCUCUCUUUCCAAUAUACUUGGAACUGCCUUGUUACAAAAAGAUUUACUACUACUUGGUACUUGGGAUACCGUUCAUAGCUUUGCAGGAGUUGCUCUAAAUUAUUAUUUUAUAUAUAGUAUCGCUACGGGCAGAAUCCUCACUUCUCCUAAACCAGCAUUUUUUAGGAAACAAAAAAAUUGCAUGUUUGUUGAGCCACAUUAGCACAUCAAGUUGUUUUUUUUUAUAUAGCCCUUAAUCACAAAACAUAAAUGGUUAUAAAGGAACCUCACAAGCCUACAGUUACAGAGUUCGCCAUCCACUGGUCUAAUGAAAAUUUCCUAAAACCUGUUUUGGAAAAAGGAAGGAACCUUGAGAAGGGAAAUCAGAAGAAAUAAAAGCUAUUCAAUGUUUAAACAGCAAGGGAGUUCAUUUAAGGAUAUGAAGUGUAGCUGGUUGACCCAUCUGGGGAAGUGUUCCUCCUCAGGUUUUGUCCUGUUCUAUCGAUGCAGAAUCAUCCACGGCAACAGUGACAGCCUCAUUUUUCUCAUCGCCACCUAGCCGAAGAAAAAGGAAAUAAGAGAAGCGACAGUAAAACAGGCCAAAAUUCUGUCAGUGUAUGAGAAGGCCAAGAGAAUAGUUCUAUACUGGGUGUGGUUUAACCAAAUGCAAGAGUGUAGAAAUAAGGAGAUUUAAACAUUUCUAGAGUUAUAGUGGAUAUAAAGAGUCUGUACACCACUAUGCAAAUGCCAGGUUUUUGCAAUAUGGAAAAUGUGACUAAGACAAAUCAUUUAAAAACUUUUUCCAUCAAUAAUAUUAUCUAUAGCCAGUGCAGCUCAAUUAAAUUUAAAGAAAUAUAUCUUUGAGAGGGGAAGUAUAAAUUAAAAAACUGAAAUAAUGUGGUCGCACAAGUGCGCACACCCUCUUGUAAACCUCAUCAGACCAUAACACAGGUGUGUCAAACUCAUUUUUGUCCCAGAUUUGGCCCCCGGCCCUUGAGUUUGACACCUGUGCCAUAACACAUUUUCCCACAUAUUUGGAAGAUUUUGUUAUGGUUGAAUGAAACCAAAGUUGAACUUUUUGAUCAUGAUUACAGGUAUGUUUGGCACAAACACAAUACUGCUGAUCACCAAAGAAUCCUACACGUACAGUACCUCAUGGUGGUGGCAGCAUCUUGCUUUGUUGGUGCUGUUUUUCUUGAGUUGGAACUGGCACCUUAGAUAAGAUGAAUGGAAUUGUAAAAUGUUCCAAAUACCAUUCAGUGUAAGCACAACACCUUCAUGCUUUUGCUAGACAGCAAAACAUGUCAGUCAAGGCCUGCUAGAGCAUCUGUUUUUUUGGGGGGGCGGUUAAUCAUAGGUACGUUAAAUGGUGGCAAGUAUGUGCUCCCAUUUACUCUAACAUGGUUUAAAUGUGAAUGAUUAAUUCUAACCACUGCAGCAUCCCAGUUAUAUAGUGGAAUAACCUUGCUAUCAGUCACAAUAAUGGUGGAAAAAGGUUUUAAGGUUUAGUCCUAUUUUUAUAUAUCACUAAAACCUGACAUUUGAACAGGGGUGUGUAAAAUAUUUAUAGCCACUGUAGCUGCUCUAAUUUCCAUGGGUUUGGCAUCCCAGAGUAUUGUAGCCCAAAUUGAGCAUAAUCUAGAAUCUGAUAACUUCUUUUUAAAAGAAGACCAUGUUGUGAGCGUAAGGCUCGGAUGGAACAUAAGGUAUCACUAAGUAAGGGAGAUAGUAAAGUCCUAAGGCAUGUAAUAUUUUAUGGGUAAGUAACAAAACUUAAACUAAUGUUUUAGGAGGACUGCAGUGAACAAAGUUGAGUCAUAUACACUAUAACCCCCAACAUUUAUUUGCAAAGUCACUUUGGGAAAUGAUACUUUUAUCAAAAUUCAGAGUGGUAUACUUAAACUGGUGCCUUUGAAAACCUUUGAAAAUAAGUAUACAACUAAAUUGAAUAGUCAAGAAAAAUAUGCAGUUUAAAUUAGAGUACAACAAAUACAUACUGUGCCAUAAAAAUGUUUUGGUCCCCUUCUCAAAUUCUUUCACACUGGGCCAGUAGCUUUGAAUAGUUUUUCUUCCCUUAAUAAAUAAAAUCAUACGGACCACCUAAAGGGAUAUGGGGAAAAAACAAAAAUAAACUUUUUUCUCAUUGGGAUGAGAAACUUUCUCAUCCUAACGAGAAACUUUCUCAUUAGAGAAGGAAAACUUUCUCAUUAAAAGGGGUGUCAAACUUAUUUUUGCCGUGGGCCACGUUGUAGUUACGGUUUCCCUGAGAGGGCCAUUAUAACUGUGGAGCCACCUACAUGUAAAUGGUUUAUUACCUCAUAUUAUUGCAUAGACAGAACAAAUUGAAGGAUAACCAAUUUUGAAAUCAGAAGUCAAGGAUAUAGGGUUGUUCAGUUAGUGUUAAAAAAAGGCGGGGGGAUUGGUAACAAAAAAAUGCUUGCAAUAUUUUAACAUUACAUAUUACAUAUGACAAUUUGAAAUUUGGUACAGAUUUUAGCAAGAAUCAUGGAAGUUGAUACACAUGGUUUUCUUUUGCGGGACACAUAAAAUUAUGUGACGGGCCGCAUCUGGCCCCGCGCCUUUUGUUUGACACCUGUGCAUGAGAACGAGAAAAUUUGUCAUCCUAAUGAGAAAGUAUAGCAGGUAACUAAGCUACCGUGCACAGGUAGAGGUAUCUCAUCCUAAUGAGAAACUCUCGUUAGAACGAGAACACUUUUUCAUCCUAGCGAGAAAGUAUAGCAGGUAAAUAAGCUACCACGCACAGGUAGAGGUGUCUCAUCCUAAUGAGAAACUCUCGUUAGAACGAGAACACCUUUUCAUCCUAGCGAGAAAGUAUAGCAGGUAAAUAAGCUACCACGCACAGGUAGAGGUGUCCCAUCCUAAUUGGAAACGUUCUCGUUCUGACGACAAACUUUCUCGUUAGAACAAGAAAGUUUCUCGUUAGGAUGAGGUUUCUCGUCCUUAUAAGAAACAUGUCCCUCCCCCAUGUCCCUUUACGGGCUACAUAAAAUCGGAAUUUCAUCACAAAAACUGCAUUUUAUGUUUACAUGGGUUAUAUUUGUCUGAUAUUGACAUUUGUUUGAUGAUCUUAAAGUGGAGAUAGUAUGCAAAAAUCUUUUUAGAAGGGGGCCAAUACUUAGACCAAAGACUGAAUACGAUUUACACAGUUACAGUAUACUUGUCACAGUAUAGACUCUGGGUUAAGUGAAAAGAUGGAAAUUUGCAGGAUAGAAAUUGCUCAUAAAAUCUAAAGCAAAACGUUAAAGCACAUCUCGGGACAAACUGUUCUAGGAUUGAGAUGGGAUCAAAUAAUCGGCUUCAUUGUUGUGUUGGAAUUUGAUGUUAAAUAUUAUUCACACACUUGGACACACUGCUUGCAAAGCUAGAAAAAACAUACGAGGCGAGUGAAGGUUUCUUUCUGCUGAUUGUGCCUGACAACUCAAGUAUGUUAUUGUGUUUUUAUUAUUGGUGUUUAUUAAAAGAUGUGAUAGUUUCAUAUUGCUGAUGUUUUUUUUCUUUUUUCUUUUCCUUGUUUUUUUUAAAGAAGUGGUGAAUGGCAAUUCACGCAAGUGUGCUACUUUUGCCUGCAUUUCUACCUAGGCCCUAGAGCAACCAUACAGCAUCAAUCUUAAUCAAGAUCCAAUGGAUUUCUAUGCCCUGCGUGAUUUGAGGAGUUUUAAUUCAUUCAGUGCUGUUUUCUUUCUUAAUUUCAGGUUUUUUCUGCAACAUUUUAUUUAAAUUCACGUUUAAUGUUUGAGUUGUUUUUAAACAUUGCAUGUAUUAGUUUUCAUUGUUACAUUAGUAUUAGUUUUCAUUGUUACAUUCCCCUUUUCAUUGUUUCACUUGUUUUGAAUAGUAGUGAAUAGCGAAUUAAUUAAAACAAUUUAAUCUUA